Trypanosoma cruzi is the source of this 711-nucleotide messenger RNA. RefSeq names its product ubiquitin carboxyl-terminal hydrolase, putative. Bases 1 to 711 code for a protein of 236 amino acids. The transcript has a single exon. Lineage: Eukaryota; Euglenozoa; Kinetoplastea; Trypanosomatida; Trypanosomatidae. Gene Ontology annotation, biological process: protein deubiquitination; ubiquitin-dependent protein catabolic process. The record is from RefSeq and is a predicted model, not a curated record. Gene Ontology annotation, cellular component: cytoplasm. Gene Ontology annotation, molecular function: cysteine-type deubiquitinase activity.
AUGGCAAAGAAAUGGCUGCCAAUCGAGAGCAACCCCGAUGUGUUGAAUACCUACCUCAGGAACCUUGGUGUUCCCAACCCCAAGGUGGAGUUUUGCGAUGUUUACGGCUUGGACCCCGAUCUUCUUGUGUUUUUACCUCGGCCCGUUCGCGCCAUGAUACUUUUGUACCCAAUUACACCUGAAAUAGAUGCAGCAGAUGCUAAAACUGUGGAAAUGCAGGCUGCUGAAAUAAAGGCAUUUAUGGCGGAAAAAGACGUAUUUUUCUCCAAACAAACAGUUGAGAACGCCUGUGGUACCAUGGCUCUUCUUCAUGCUGUGAUGAAUAACUUGGAUUCUGUGGGUGAUGUCAGAAAAGACAGCCCGAUAGACUUCUUAAGGAGGGAGGGACUCCAUGGGAAUCCAGAGGAACGCGCAUUACUUAUUGAGUCCGAUCCUAAUCUAGAUGCGGCGCACAUGGGGGCGUCGGCAGAAGGGGUCACAAAGAAUCAGCCGGUCAAUGCAAAUAUCGACCUUCACUUUACUUGCUUUGUACAUGCAAAGGAUCAAUGUGUGGAGCUGGACGGGCGUAAACAAUCACCCUUGCUCCAUGGUGCUUGCAUGGAUAAUGAGCAGUUUGUGAGUGUUACCGCAGAGGCGAUUCAAGCCAAGAUUUCUCGGAAUAAGGAGUCCUUUCGUUUCAAUAUCAUUGCUCUUGUGGACAAAUCCAGCUAA